Molecule: messenger RNA, 993 nt
Organism: Asparagus officinalis (garden asparagus)
Lineage: Eukaryota; Viridiplantae; Streptophyta; Magnoliopsida; Asparagales; Asparagaceae
Exons: 1
Coding region: 1-993 (330 amino acids)
Source: RefSeq, a predicted model, not a curated record
AUGAAUUUAUCUUUUUGGAAUGUGAGAGGACUUAAUAAAUCCUCCAAACAGCAAAUAGUGAGGAAUCAACUUAUGCAAUAUCAUAUUUCCUUCUUAGCUCUCCUUGAAACCAAAAACAAAGAUUGUUCUAUCUCAAAAGUUACCAGGAAAAUUGCCAGUAAUUGGGAGUGGGAAUCUAAUGUGAGGGCUGUUGGUAAAGCCAUGAUAAUCAUUAUGUGGGAUCCUAAUAUCUUUGAUACCCAAGUUAUAAAUAUGUCUGAUCAACAGAUUACUUGCUCAGUCAAGUCAAAGGAUGGAAGAUUGGAUUGUUUCAUCUCAGCUAUAUAUGGAUUUAAUCAAUUGGAAGCCAGAAAGGGACUGUGGAAUGAUCUUAAUAGCAUCUGUCAAAGCAUUGGCAAUACACCAUGGCUCCUACGUGGUGACUUUAAUGCCAUGAUAAGUUCUGAGGAAAAGUUGACAGGAGUUAUUCUUACUGAACCUCACACAGGUGAUUUCUGCAAUUUUAUAGAAGUAUGUGCUCUAAGUCAUCUUAAAACUCAAGGUUUUUUCUUUACAUGGAACAACAAACAAGAAGCUGAUGCUAGAGUAUGGAGCAGACUGGAUAGGGCUCUGAUAAAUGAUGCUUGGAUCAAUAAUUUCAACUCUAGUCAUGUUGAAUUCAUGAUGCCUGGGAUUUCAGAUCAUUCCCCUGCUAUAGUUUUAUUAUAUGAGGAUACUUUUCCACGGAAAAAAUCCUUCAAAUUUUAUAAAAUAUGGAUCAAUCAUGACAGUUAUAUCCCUACAAUUUCUAAUAUUUGGCAUCAAUUCAUACAAGGAUAUUCUAUGUUCUCUGUUUAUACAAAGUUGAAAGUGCUUAGAGGAGCAUUGAAGGAUCUCAACAAGAAGCACUUCAAUAAUAUAAGUGAACAAGUGCUUAGAGCAAAAAAUGCAUUACAGGAGGACCAGGAAAAUCUUCAAGUAAACCCUCUAAAUUAUGAUCUUAUAAGACAGUAA